AUGCAAAACGAUGAACCAUUCGGUGGAAAAGUAAUGGUUAUUGGGGGAGAUUUUCGACAAGUGCUGCCAGUUGUCGAACACGGACAGAGGGAGGAUUUCGUUGAUGCUUGCGUUCACAAGUCUUUUCUUUGGACAUUAAUUCUCCAUUCAUCGUCUAAACAAAUAGGCAAUGGUGAAUGCAAUGACGCCGACAGCUGUAUUCAAGUGCCCGAAUACAUGAUGUGCUAUACUGAUAUUGUUACGGAAAUCUUCGGAGUUGCACUCGACCCAAAUAGCACGUCUGAACUGUGCGAGAGUGCCAUUCUUGGCACCGAAAAAAUAUUCACGUACAGCGCCUUAACGAUGUUGCUCUCGACCACAAUCCCCAAGACGAGCGCACAUACAAGAGCAUCGAUGAAGCUAUUUACCAUGAAGGCCAAGGCGAGCAGCUUUUUCAACAAGAAUAUCUGA
Molecule: messenger RNA, 450 nt
Organism: Ostertagia ostertagi
Lineage: Eukaryota; Metazoa; Nematoda; Chromadorea; Rhabditida; Trichostrongylidae
Source: the annotation of a GenBank genome assembly